GGCCGUUUUUGACAGGUCGGAGACAGGAGACUGGAAGCUCAUUGAUCAACAUGGAUGUCAUUCUUAUUUUGACCGAACUGCCCCUGAAAACUCGCAUUGGACACGGCGGACGUCAGUGAAAGCGCCCUCUCGCUGCAAUAGGACAGCAGCUGCUUGAAGGUUUAUCCUCUGGACCCGCCCCUCCACAGCGUAAUCUCGACACGCGAUUGGCGGAACCGUCAUCCAUCGACGUCCCUGAGCGGGCAUCGCGUUACGAUUGGUCCGACCGGCUUUCAAUCACAAAGACAGCUCGACGCGAUUGGCCGGUUCGCGCGUCCGUUAGCGGCCCAUUGUCCGUGGAUUGGUGCAGCAGCGCGGGCGGACUCCGGCACGGGCUCCGCUCCUGGGAGGCUCACGGAGAGCGAAUGUCGUCAUGAGCGAACAACAGGACAGUAUGGCCACCACUGUUGCUGUCAGUCCAAGCGAAUACCUGCAGCCCUCCAGUACUUCCACACAAGACUCCCAGCCCUCUCCUCUCGCCCUCCUGGCCGCCACCUGCAGUAAGAUCGGCCCUCCUGCAGCUCAGGCUCCUGUCACUGCUCCUCCAGCCCAGCCGCAGCCUCGCAGGCUCCUCCCCAUCAAACCCGCCCCCAUCGCGCCCGCUCCGCCCAAGAACCUGGGCUUCCUGUCAGCCAAGGGUAAUGUGAUUCAGCUCCCUGCCGGCCUGGGCCAGGCCGCCACGCCCGGCAGCCCCAUCGUGCUCACCAUCCAGAGCCCGGCUCGCACCAACACCUCCGCCCCCGCCAACAUCCAGUACCAGGUGGUGCCGCAGAUCCAGGGCACCCAGACCAUCCAGGUGAUGCCGCAGGGAGGCCAGAUCCAGCUCAUACCGGGCACCAAUCAGGCCAUCAUUACUGCCCCCAUGACUGUGCCGGCCCCGGCAGCCGCCACCGCUCCGGUCACGCCGCAGAAGACCGUAGCCAUCAAGCCCUCGCCGAGGUCACGGAAGCCCAACAGCGCCACCUCCAACAUAGUGCAGCUGCCCAGCGGGCUCACGCUGCCGCUCAAUGUGGCUACCGGAGAGGUGGGCGGGACCCAAAUCGUCACAGAGACAGCAGCGGCCCCGCCCACUAUGGGGAAGGGACGGCGAGGGAGGAAGAAGAAAUUAGUUUUGGCUGCACAACCUCCGGCCGCUCCUGUCCCUCCACAGCCUGCCUCCCCGCCUCCAGAGCAGAUGGAAACCAUCCUGAUAGAAGCUGCUGACAAUAUCAUUCAGGCAGGAAACAACCUGCUGAUCGUGCAGAGCCCGGGCCAGCCGGCAGUGGUGCAGCAGGUGCAGCUGGUCCAGUCCAAGCAGGACUCUCAGGUGGUUCAGAUCCCCCAGCAGGCCCUGAAGGUGGUGCAGGCAGCCUCGGCCACGCUGCCGCCUGUCCCGCAGAGGCAGACGGCGCCCACCAGCCUGCAGGUCACCCCAGACACAACACAGACACAGAUCUUGAUCAAAACGCCGACGGGGGAGUGGCAAACCGUUCAGCUCCAGGAGACGGUCUCCUCGACGACGACCCCCACCACCUCGGUCGCCAGCACCACGUCACCGCCGGCUGGCACCAAGAGGACGCUGGCAGGGGGACGCAAGGAGAGGACGCUGGCAAAAAUCGCGCCAGCGGGUGGGAUGAUUGCACUGAGUCCAGCGCAGCUCUCCUCUGCCACCCAGGCGGUGCAAACUAUCAACAUAAACGGGGUCCAAGUGCAGGGAGUUCCUGUCACCAUUACCAACGCAGGGGGCCAGCAGCACCUAACGGUGCAGACGAUGCAGGGCGGGGGGCUGCAGCUGGCGGCCCCGCAGGGCCAGCCGGCCGUCCAGGUGGACCAGACGCUCACACUAGAGCUGCCCGGCCAGCCGGGAGAGAAGAAACGCCGCAUGGCCUGCACCUGUCCCAACUGCAAAGACGCAGACAAGAGGCCAGGUGAGGUGGGCAAGAGGAAGCACAUCUGCCACAUCCCCGGCUGUGAGAAGACGUUCAGGAAAACGUCGCUGCUCAGAGCUCACGUCCGGCUGCACACCGGCGAGAGGCCCUUCGUCUGCAACUGGGUCUUCUGCGGCAAACGCUUCACACGCAGCGACGAGCUGCAGCGGCACGCCAGGACGCACACAGGAGACAAGCGCUUCGAGUGCAACCAGUGUCAGAAACGCUUCAUGAGGAGUGACCAUCUGACGAAGCAUUACAAAACUCACAUAAACACCAAGAACCUGUGAGCAGACUGGAUGCAGAGCGUUCACACAGUCACGCCCUCUUGAACUAGACUGAGCAGAGCAGGGGAGACAACUGUCCCAUAAUGGGAAAUACUUAACUAAAAAAAAAAGUCCCCGCAUAUCCUCUCUCACUUCUCUAGGACGCUGUGUAGCCCGAUGUACAGACGAAUCCCUCCUGAUGGACUUCAGACUGUUCAAGCAAAUUUAUUAAUAAUAUUUUGUUCUGUUUUUGUUUUGUUUUUUUUAACCUCUGACCGGUGGCCGGCUGCACUACGUAGACUGAGCACGUAGGACGGCGAGACAGGCGAGGUUUAAGACUUUUAAGGCGCAGAUGCUUGUCGCAGCGUUCUUAUCCAUGAACGUCAGUAGGAGAAAAGUGUAAAGAUUUAUUCAGACAAAAACAUCCAAGCCUACAGGACUUCCGUGUCAUCUGACCCCUUUUUUUCCCUUUGUUUUUCUUCCCCUGACUCCUGCUUUGGCCUGUUUUCACAUGGAACAACAGGGGCUUCAGAAAUUGUCCCUUGACUGUUGUGUUUAAAAGAAAAUUUAAAAAAGUUAAAUUUAAACCAUGUUGUGUAAAAUUAACACAUUUUCUUUUACCUCAGUGGAAUGGUAAUUUGUUAUUUUUAGUUUGCUUUUAGUUAAGCUGUUUGCAUUUCUGCAUUUGAGUCUCUCAGCUGAUUUAAAAUAUGUAUAUUUAAAAACUUGGGGACCAUUACCUGAAACUCCCCAAAUGAGACUCCUGAAAACGUUUAUAAGUUUACAUUAGCUUUUUUAUGUGUGUAUAUGCAUACUAGCAUAUGUAAGAAUAAUAAUGAUAACAACAAUAAUAAUAAACUUUAUUUAUCUCGCACUUUUCUAAGCAACCAGUACAAAGUGCUUUCCAAAACAGAAAAGAGAAAUGAAGAAAAACCAUGAAAAAGGCAGCAGCAAAAAGGAGAAUAUAUGAAAAACAUAGAACAGGAGAUUUAAAUUACAACAGAGAUACAAACGGGACAUAGAGAGCAUUGUAAAAAAAGCUUUUUUUCUGUACAGGUGUGCUUUGGGAAGUGAUUUAAAAGAUGAUACUGAUCCUGCAUCAGGGCGAUCAAAAGCUUGGGAGCUAAAACAGCCAAGGCUCCACCUUUUGUUUCAAGCCGAGUCCGAGGAGCCAACAACAAGCAGGGCUCGACCAGCGGACCUCAGGCUGACGUUAAAAGCUGUGCCUUAAAAUUUAUCAGUAAAAUCUUAAAAAAUUAAAUUUAAAAACUAACAGGCAACCGGUGAAGAGCUGCUAAAAUUUGAGGCGGUAUGAUCUCGGCUUCUUGAUCUGGUUGAGAGCCUCACCGUUGAAUUUUGCACUCGCUGCAGCCAGGUGAUGCAACUCUGACUUCAGCAGGAAUCCAGAGAGUUGCAGUCGUCAUCGAAACAGAUGUGAAUCACAUUAUCACACCCAAAUAUAAGGCCACGGGUUAAACAUUUAGUUUUGGUGUCUCUAGCUGUCUUGAAUCUGGUCAAUGGAGCUUUUGGGGGGCAGUACGAACAACUUCAGGCAUGUUAAGCUGGAGAUAAUUUUGGGACAUAAACGUUUUGUAUGUGAAAGGCGGUCUUGGAGGCUAUCAAGGGUCUCCUGGUUUCAUUAGUACAUAAAUGUGUGUUUGCAGGUGAUGCCACCAUGCAGAAGCACAUAAACAGAGAAUUACAGAGGACCUAGGACUGAGCCCUGUGGAACACCAUAUUUGAGAAAAGCUGUAGAGGAAGGCAAAUUACCAAUCAAAGCAUGUAUUCAAAAGGUAAUAUUUCAACAAAUUCAAGCGGUUAUGCUAAAACAUAUUAUCUGAGAUGAGUCUAAUACCUUGGCUAAGAAUGGAAAUUUGUUUAUCAUUGAGAUCAACAGGAUCCAGGCUAGAUUUUUUUCAAAGCAGUAGCAUGUUUGAAGGAAGAAAGGCUAUAUUAUGAGUCAAAUAGCCAGUCAUUAAGAGGACAAAAUAUUGGUGCCUAUGGUACAGGUGACCUCUCUGAGCAAUUAAGUUUUGAUGAUGUCCAAAAAAUGAUGUCAGCUAACCCAAAUGUAAUAUUAUUUGACACCUAAACAGAAAUACUGCAUGAAGGCCUCACACUGCUGCGGCAAAGCCACACUAAUUUUGGUGUCUUGUUCCUGAAGAGUAUCCUGAGGUUAUUGGUUAGCCCGUGUGUUUUACUGCUUCCUGAUAGUCAUGUCCACAUGGGUGGUCAUAUUCGUCUCUUGGAGGUCCUAUUUGUGUGGAAGCCAGGGAUCAUUUGAAGGUGAUAACAUGAGCCCAGUUGAUCGGCACCUGCUGGUCUUUCUUCAACGUCCAAGCCAGGUUUCUUGCCCUGAUAGCACCUGAUACACUGCGCGCCGGUCAGUGUAAACCGUUUCCAGAGACACAACGUUGGUCUGCUUGACAGUUUUGGUUCUGGUGAUUUGCUGCCUAUGCAUUGCCGUGUAUAUGAUUGGAUCUCCAAAUAUUGGCCUGACUUGACAAUCAUGUCACAAGAUGCAAAAAAAUAAAAAAGGAGAGAAGAAACAAAAGCUUUCUCAGGCCUAUGAUCAGUUACUAUGUACAUAUUGUUGGCUAUGUAAUAGCUUUAAUUUUUAAUCAACAUUUGAGACGUUUGAUUUCUAAUAUACAGAUGACCAGCAUUAGGCCUACUGUACAGUAUUCACACCAGUCACUUCUUCAUGUCAUUCGCUCAACAGAUAACGCACCAUUUACUCAAACUGUUUUGGAUACAAUGAAGACGUACUGACCUUUCUCUAAUAAUUUAUUGUGCGUUUUUAACCCUGAUACUUUCAUUAAAGAAGUACGCUGAUUUAUUGGCAAACAAGCUCUUUGGUCAGAUUAGCCCUAAGGUGACGAGGCAGCCUCACUGUCCAGUAAUCAUUUUCAUUUCAGUGGAUGUUCAUGCUUUGGCGCACUGUACGCUUCAUGUACAGUGCAGCCUCGCUAAACAUUAUCAAAAAAAAAAAAAAAAAAAAUUAAAAAAGCACCAUCCUGCACUAAAUACCAAGCAAACAGGUUAAAGUGCUACCAGCCUCCUCGCCGCGCAGUGGUGAGCUGAUCAAAGAGCUUAGUCAAAUCGGAUUUAUUUAUAAAGCACUUUUAACAAGCUUUCCUCACAAAGUGCUUCACAGGGCAACAAAGGACAUGAAGCUUAGUCAGUGUGAACCUUCAGGAAUGUCUCUGGAGACCUGAGAGGAUGUUGGGAUGGAGAAAAAAAAAAGAGCCUGCUCAUAUUUAUAUUUGUAUUUUAUGUCUGAAUAUGUAAAUACAGUGUGUGUCUGGUUGACACAGUAAAUGUAGGAUUUAAAAAAGCAAACAAAAAAAGUUACACUGCCUAGUAUUGUGGCUGGCAUGGCCAGAAGUGGACUUUGUACAGUGUGUAAGGAAUAAAAUAUAAUGUGACAUUGUAUAGCUUCAUUCCUGCUUUGUACAAGACUUCUAGAUCUUUUUUCUAUUGAAUUAAAGAUGCCUUAGACAGCUGCACCCAGUAUUUAAAGAAUUUUGUCUGUCAGGUAACAGCCUUUGUAGAUUUCCCUUUGUGUUUUUUUUUUCUUAGCAUAAGUUACAUACUAAUGUAAUAAUGUCACUGACAAAAAUCCCAUUUUUUUUUUUUGAAAUUUGUAAUUUUUAUUUUAAUUGUAUUUAAAUAUGAUGAGUUUCCCCCCUGAAGUGAGACAUUUAUAUUGCUUGAUUUCUGUGAAUGAAAUGCUUUCUCCCUUUCGAAACUCUGAUUUCAUAUGUUCUACAACAGCCUGUGCUCCUUGUAUUUCAGGAGAUCCGGAGAUCCAGCAAUUAAUUUUAUAACUUGUAUAAAGGUGCUUAUUACAGAGAGCUUGCUCCUUUUCUACAGUCACCCCCUCAAUAAAGAAUUCAAACUGUUU
This is a messenger RNA of Myripristis murdjan (pinecone soldierfish), 6119 nucleotides long. RefSeq names its product sp2 transcription factor (gene sp2). Lineage: Eukaryota; Metazoa; Chordata; Actinopteri; Holocentriformes; Holocentridae. Gene Ontology annotation, biological process: regulation of transcription by RNA polymerase II. Gene Ontology annotation, molecular function: RNA polymerase II cis-regulatory region sequence-specific DNA binding; DNA-binding transcription factor activity, RNA polymerase II-specific. The record is from RefSeq and is a predicted model, not a curated record. Bases 413 to 2236 code for a protein of 607 amino acids. The transcript has 8 exons.